This is a messenger RNA of Physeter macrocephalus (sperm whale), 681 nucleotides long. It is a transcript of the gene PKD1L1, whose product is annotated as polycystin 1 like 1, transient receptor potential channel interacting. The record is from RefSeq and is a predicted model, not a curated record. The coding region runs from base 1 to 681 and encodes 226 amino acids. The transcript has 6 exons. Gene Ontology annotation, cellular component: membrane. Gene Ontology annotation, biological process: detection of mechanical stimulus. Gene Ontology annotation, molecular function: calcium channel activity. Lineage: Eukaryota; Metazoa; Chordata; Mammalia; Artiodactyla; Physeteridae.
AUGGUGCUCCGGCCCAGAGCUCUUGGAGGAAAGUGCUACCUCGUAGGCAAUUUGGUCACUAAACAGCUAAAAGUUCCUCCUGAGAGUUUAUGUGAGCUCCCUCCUGGACCCUCUUCCUAUCCUGGCAUUCUGCUCCCAUUUUCAGAGCUGGUGGAAGACUCUUUCCCUACAUGUGGCCCCAAAGAUGGAGGCCCUGAAACCCCCUCUGUGAUAGACCCAGAGAUCCAAAGAGUGGCCGCAGGUGGCCCCAGGGGCUCCCAGGAGGAGAGCUCGGCCUGGGCAGCACAAGCCCUGACCGGCCCCAGGGCCAGUGGUUGGAUUGACAACAGCACCAGGGCUGUGUCCGUGCACUUUACCCUGUACAGCCCUCCAGCCCAGCUCUUCUCAAGCGUGUCCCUGAGCGCUGAGAUGCUCCCCACUGGGGGUCUCACCCCCUCGUCCCUGCUGGAGUCAGUCACCGUCUUCUGCAGUGACUCAGCCCCUGCUUCCAGAGACCGUAAGAAACAAUUUACCAGCAUUUUUGUUCACCUGGUUUGUUUGUGUUGCCUCCCCCAGUGGGUCUUCCUGGUGCUCAACCUGACUCACCUCUGUUUCCAGUUCUAUGGCAUGAUCGGGAUUUUGCUCUCUAAGUCAUGCAGGUAUCACAGCGAGCCCUUCCUUCCUCGGGAGCCCAUCUGGUAG